AUGAAGAAUUCAAAAUAAUUAUGGUUCAUGUGGAGUCAAUCUUAAAAUUUAAGUUAGAAAUAUGAAAUGGAAACAAAGAAAGUAUAACUAAAUUAAUCAAGGUUCUUGGGUCAGGAAAAUUUGGUUAAGUUAUAAAAGUUAAAGAGAGAUUAUCAAAAAUCUAUAGAGCCAUACGUAGCAUACCAAAAGCUAAGGUGAAGCAUAAAGAAAAAUUGAAAUCUGACGUUAACUAACUCAAAAAUAUUGUACAAAAUAAUUGCCUUAUCAUAAGAAUCAUGAAAAUGUUAUUAAAAUAUAUGAACUAUACGAGGAUGAUAGGAACAUACACAUAGUGAUUGAGUAUUUUUAACAAAGUCAAUCUAGUUAAGUCUUUGCGAAGGUGGUUCAUUGUUUGAAAAAAUUUUGGAAAAAUAUGUACUUUCAGCAGAAGAGGCUCGUUAAUUGUUUUUGUAAAUGAUCCAAUCCAUAAAUGUUUGUCAUAAAUAUGCAUUGUGUCAUCGAGACUUAAGAGUAAUAUAAUUGGAUUAUUUAAGCCUGAAUCUUUUUUAUAUGUUGAAAGAAAAGCAGAGGAUAUGAGGAUUAAGGCAGUUGAUUUUGGAUUUUAAUUGCUUUAUGUAGAUGAUUACAUUAAGAAAUAGAAUGGAAUAGUUGUAGAAUCUUCAAGAUCUGGGAAAGUAAUAUACAUUAUUAAUUAUAAGUUGUAUUUUACAGCCCCUGAAAUAUUUGAAGGUAGACUAACCGAAAAAUGUGACAUUUGGGCAGUUGGUGUGAUUUUACAUGUUUUAAUGACAGGGGAAUUACCAUUUAAUGGUCAAACUGAUGCUGAAAUUUACAAACAAAUUUAAAAUUAUGAAAUAACUUUAAAAGUUGAAAAACCAGUUGCAGAUCUAUUGUCUAAAAUUCUCAUUGAUCCAUAUAAAAGAAUGACAAUUUUUGAUAUAUUGAAACAUCCUUGGAUUUAAACUCCUAUUGAUAAAACUAUUUUCUUAAAUCCAAACUUCAAAUAAAUGAAAGAACUAUCCAAUUAAAAUCAUCUAUUAAGAGUAUAUUCUAAUUUUAAUUUUACAUUAGAUUAUGAUGAAUUUUUUGUCUGAAUAACUUCAAAAGGAUUCUUUAGAAAAAUUAAAGAAAAUAUUUGAAGAAUUGGAUGUUAAUUCAAAAGGAUUCAUUUCAGUUUCCUCAAUUAAAGAUACCUUAAAAGAUUAGCCAGAAUACGAAGAAAUAAAUUUGAUUUUAGAGCAUUCUGAAAUUCAAGAUGAUAAAAUUAAUUACAAUAGUAAUCAUUUAUAUAAUUAGAUUUUAUUAAUUAAAUCUAUGAGAAGAGAUUAUUUUUGAAAGAGGAGAAAUGUUAUUUGGCAUUCAAAUAAUUUGAUUUAAACAAUACAGGCAAAAUUACAGUCGACAAUCUUUAAAAUGUGUUGAAAUCUGUUGAUCAAUUUAAAUAUAUUUCAAAGCAAUUUUGUGAAAGUCUAAUAAAAGAAGUUGAUAAAAAUAAUGAUGGAGAAAUAGAUUAUGUAGAAUUUAUUGAUAUGUUUUGUAAAAAAAUCUGA
This is a messenger RNA of Paramecium octaurelia, 1550 nucleotides long. The record is from the annotation of a GenBank genome assembly. Lineage: Eukaryota; Ciliophora; Oligohymenophorea; Peniculida; Parameciidae.